GGCGCGGGAAGGAGCCGCAGGGGCUGAGCGCGGCAGGUACAUGGGCCCUUCCCAGCCAAACGUGCAUCGGGAACAGUGCUGCUCUUCCCCGCCGAUGGGCCUGCGAAAUGGCCAAGGGCUGGAAAAUGAACCGUCCUGCACGGUGCUGGAAGCGCGCAGGGUUCCUCCAGUAGUACACCUCGCUUGGGCUUGUAAAGAAUUAAAAUGGGAAUUUAGGCCAACUGUGCAAAAAAUGAGCAACUGAUAAUAGUAUCCCAUAGGUAUGUAUUGCAAUUCAAAGUUAAUGUAUCUUAAAAUUAAGGAAUGAAAGUUUAUGGCAAUGCCUAAAGUUGUGAGCACCUUCAAAAUUGACUAAGACUGGCGCUGAAGUAUGUACCUCCUUCGAUGGGUUUUAAUUCUAACCAGUAGACAUUUGGGUCAGUAAUCACGUACAUAAUGUGCAGUGAUGGAAGUUAUGUGACUGGCUGGUGAGAAGUUUGUUUGAAGUAAAAACCCCAAUGAUCUUAUGGUUUUAUGGAAAAAAACCCAACAAAACCAGUUUAAAAUGUGAAACUGACACCUGUGAGUUCUGAAAUCCUGAAGAAGUGGGUGAGUGAACAUCUGUUCAAUAAAUCAACGCUGGCUUUAGCACAGCAUGCUUUGUUAAGUCUUGCCUUCCUCCCCUAUGUUUCCAGUUUAAAAUGUAACAUCAUUUUAUCUACCAUUUUUAAUUUGGUUUUGGCAUUAUUUUAUUUUAUCCAAAUGUACUUCACAAGUCAAAAGUGUAAAAUUCAGCAUCUUGUAAAUGAAAAAUCUGUAUGAUUUACAGAAGUCUCCUUUAUAUGACCAUGGAAUUGUUUUCUGCUACAGUUUUCCUCUCAGAUGUCUUGGAAUUGUUAUGUGAAUUUGCACAAGGCCUGACAUUCUUGAAAGAGGUACUUUAUGUGCCACCCUUUGAGCUCACCUGGCAGGAUUUGGGUCUUGCUCUGUUACUUGCAUGCCUGUGUAAACUGUAACUGGGACAAUCUGGAAUUUGUUAGCAAGAUGAUACAGAACCUGUCCAAGUUAUAAAUUCCACAAUAACAAAAAUUAUAACUAAUCCAGUUUGAAAAAAUUACGUGCUCUUUUUCUAAAAUACCACAGACCUGUGAUAAAUUAGGUUCUAUUCUAUUAGUUUGAGUGAGUUCCAUAUUCAUAGGCAUCCAGUAUAUUAGGAGAUGACAGACGAAAACUAAAAACCCAAAACUUUUGAUAGACAGCUGCAAUACAGCUGGUCAGAAUUGGUCAUAGUCACGGUUCUGUUUUUUGGAUAGAAUGUAGAGCAAUCUGAGAUUUUUAUCAUUCUUUCUAAAUGUCUUUGCUGCUAUCAGUGGUGGCGAGAAAAGGUCCAGAAAAAUGACCUGGCGCCAUGCACAUUCCACAAAAGCAACAUACUUGUUGCAAGAUAUAUUAGAUUUGUCCCCUAAAACUCAUUCAUUUUAAAUUUAUUGUUGUCGCAAAGCAUUAAAAAAUUGGUAAAAUAAAAUAACAUUAAUUGCAGUACAACAAAGCCUAGCUCUUCAACUUUACCCUUCUGAACUUUGUGCUUUUCCUAGGCAGGGAAGACUUCCUUCCCCCCCCGAAUGAAUUAUAAAAACGUUGCUUUAUUUAAUAUGCAAUAGUCAGUAUGAGCCUUGGACCUUUUUAAUUAUUAUUUUUAUUUUCUCUGGAAAGUCUUAACUGGCUGGACUUUUCCCUUUCUCCCUACGCUUCCCGGGAAGCGCUGUGCCCCGGGCAUGCGCACGGCGAGUGACAGCGCCGGGGCACGUGGAGCGCUGGGGCCGCGUCUGGAGGCUCGAAAGCAGGACGGGUCCUGUGCAAAGGUACCUCAGAAUUGACUUCUUCUUAAUAAAGUGACCAUACAGGCUCAAAGAAAAAUGGUCUUCUGUUUUUCAAAUAUUUGAGUUUGUUGUCUGUAACAGCAUGGCUUUCUGUGAAAAGUGAAAGAAGAAUCUUUCUGGACAAUUUAAAGCUGGCUGGUAGGAUUAGCAAAAUGCUUUGUUUGAGGCAGGUUUGCUUGCUGACACUGAGGCGUUACCAAGCUCGGGCUCUGUGUAGUGAUGUGCUUCUGAGCCAGAUAAAUGGCUGCACCCAUGAAGAUGAAGUGUUCAACCUUGUUGGAAGAAACAAGGCCAGACUUUCUGAAAAGCACGUGGGAAUUGCAUUGAACAUGCUGUGGCAGUUGCAAAAGAAGAGGCCCUUUCUCUCAAGGACUAGUGACUAUGUAAGAAAUCACUCCCAGUUUCUCGCCCUUUGCGUUUUGGCAGAAAACAAGGUGGAGCUCAUGGAAGAUGAGGUGAUAGUGGACACCUUAUAUAGCAUCCUGAGGCUCAAUGUUGAAGACCACGUUUCUCUAACAAAAGUGCUUGUUACAGAAGCAUGGAAAAGAUUAGAGAGGCUUAGCUUGCCUUGCCUGUCUAAAUUCUCUCUGUGCUUAUACAAGCAGCACAGGCACUUCAGUCCCAUAAUUGGCCAAGUAGCUCAUAUUGUGGACACGAAACUGGAUUCUAUACAGGAUAUAAGGAUCUUGUCAGUGUUGAUGAUCAGCAUAUCUGAAGUUAUCACAGAGAGUUUUCGAGAUCGAUUACUACACAAGGCUGAACAGCUCUUAGAAGAAGAGCUCGAAGUCCACUUCAACUAUGCCAGAAGAAUACUACAGUUUCUCCAAAAUGUUAAACUGAGAUAUCAUCCAGUGCUAGAAAAAUGCAACAGGAUUUUCCUUAAAAGUGCCUCCCAUCUUGAUAUACACAGUAUUAGUCAUAUUUUUGGACUGUAUGAGCAGCUGGGUUUUGGCAGUGCUGAAUUUCGCUUGAUUGCUAAACAGCUGCUAUCUGAAGCUAUAGAUGAUUAUUAUGAUCCUGAAACAUUUGCAAAAUUAUUUUUUUCUCUUGGACCUUUGGCAGGACCCAAGGUUAGAGAAAGGUUGCUGAUAACUGCAGUAAACAUGGCAGAGGAAUUUAGCAGUCACCAAAUAUUGAUGAUACUGAAAACUAUGCAGAAAAUGAAAUGCAGAAAUUCUCAUCUACUCAAAAAGAUGGCUUCUGUUCUGCACAAACACUUGGGCAGCUAUCAUGUACUACAGUUGGUGAAGUUAACGCAGUACUUGGUGGUGUUGCAUUGCCAGGAUGUGGAGCUGUUUGCCAAACUAAAAAUGUUACUAUUAGGUUAUUUGAAAUCUAGUGUGAUACCUGCUGAUACUGCAGCUGUAAUUCGUGUUCUUGCCAUGCUUCCUUCUUUCCAAGUGGAGGAAAUGAUUAUAAACAAAGCAGCAGCAGCUUUGCCUCAAUGCAGACUGCAUCAUUUGAAUUGCAUUGCUACAGCUCUUAUCAAGUGGAACCAUCAUGGCCAGUUUCACUGGCAGAACAGCUCUGAGCUGUGUGCCAAGCUUCUGCAAAAACUCAAUGACUGUGCAUUUCAGAGGCUUCAGAAAGCCAACAACUUAAAUCUUCUGCUGGAAGAGCUUCCAUAUGUGAAUGGAGAGUGGUUUGAAGAAGUCCUGAAUGAGGAAACUCUGGCCAUGUGUCAGCACUUGAUAGAUCAAAUAACAUGGGCAAAUGUUUUACCCUUGUCUUUUUUUCUCAUCAAAUCAGAGCACCGUUGUCCUGCAUUAUUUGACAGAAUAGCAUCUGUGACUGUUGAAAAUAUAGACAAGAUUCUCACCUCUGAAAUCUAUUUUAUUCUCUUCCUUUUCUCUGCUUUGAAUUAUGACCCUCCUGACAAUGAAGAAUUCUUUAAGAGUUGUAUCCAACAUCUUACUUCUAACUUGAGUCAUCUUGAAAAUUAUCACUUGGUGCUGCUUGGUCAUGUUUUGGCAAUGGCUGGGUAUUUUCCUCCAGUUCUGAUAACGACCAUAUUUAAUGUUUCUUUCCUAAGCAAACUGGAUGCUGAACUUAAAGUGCUGCCUGAUACGGUGAAGCAGAGGGUCCACUCGAGCCUCAUGAAAUUGAACAGAGCAGUCUGUCUGGAAUGCCCAGAGUUUCACAUCCCUUGGUUUCAUGAGCCAUACUGCCAACGUGUCUUUCAUAACAGCAUGAGCCAAAUAAAUGCACAGCGACAGCACAUUCACAGAAUGCUGACAGAGAUCUUAGGAGGGAGCCAUUACUCAAGAGUAUCUGUUCUCACACCGUACUACUAUGAAAUAGAUUUUGAGUGUGUCCUAGAUGUAAAUAAAAAGCCUCUUUCCUAUAUGGCUCAGAAUAUAGCUUUGGGUAGUGUGGGGGAUAUACCCUUGAGACAUGACUUCAAGGAUGAAGGGAGAAAGGCUCUGCCACCAGGAGCUCAAAGAAUUGCUUUGGAAUUUCUUGAUUCAAAAGCUUUUAGCAAAGAUUAUUCACGUCAUCUGAAAGGAGAACCUGCAGUGAAAAAGCGACACCUGGAAAUGCUGGGGUACCGAGUCGUUCAGAUUCCUCACUUCGAAUGGAAUUCCAUGGUUCUGUCAACAAAAAGUGAACAGCUGGAAUACCUGAGACAGCAGCUGUAUGGAAUACAGUGAUAUCAGACAUGCAGUCUAAAGUAUUUUUAUGAAAACAGUUUAUGUAUCAUUAAACAUCUCAUAAAAUCUC
Zonotrichia albicollis (white-throated sparrow) is the source of this 4580-nucleotide messenger RNA. NCBI's taxonomy places the organism in Eukaryota, Metazoa, Chordata, Aves, Passeriformes, Passerellidae. The record is from RefSeq and is a predicted model, not a curated record.